Molecule: messenger RNA, 678 nt
Organism: Ichthyophthirius multifiliis
Lineage: Eukaryota; Ciliophora; Oligohymenophorea; Hymenostomatida
Product: kynurenine-oxoglutarate transaminase, putative
Exons: 2
Biological process (GO): biosynthetic process
Cellular component (GO): cytoplasm
Molecular function (GO): pyridoxal phosphate binding; L-kynurenine:2-oxoglutarate transaminase activity
Source: RefSeq, a predicted model, not a curated record
AUGGAAAAAAUAAAUUCUUUAAUAUAAAAAUACCCGUAAUUAAUAAUUGUUGAAGAUGGUGUUUAUGAACAUUUAUGCUUUGAACACUUGCCUUUAAAAUUACCGCGUUUCGCAAACUUACCCAAUACAUGGAAUAGAACUAUCUCAGUAUAUUCAGCAGGCAAAUUAUUCUCUGCUACAGGAAUUAGAGUAGGAUGGGCUAUUGGACCUUAAAAUUUAAUUAAAUAUGUUUAAAGUUUCCAUUAAUAUUCAGUCUUUUGCUAACAUGGUCCUAUGUAAGAUGCUGUUUCGGAAGCUUUAGAUACUAGUAUUUCUAAAGGAAAUUAUUUUAAUGAUACAUAAUAAUUAUUAAUUAAAUAGAGAGAUCUUUUAAUUGAUUAACUUACAAAAUCUAAAAUUCCGUUAAAUAUUUGGGUGCCAUAAGGCGGUUAUUUUGUUAUUGCUGAUAUUUCAAAUGUUUAGGUAAAUAAAAAAUAUUUUUAAGAUGAAAAAAACGGAUAAGAAUAUAGUAAAGACUAUGCUUUUUCAUUAUGGCUAUGUAAAGAAAAAGGAGUAACAUCGAUUCCCUGUAGUUCUUUUUAUCCUAGUGAAAGUAAAAAAGAUGGAGAGAAUCUUGUAAGAUUUGCUUUUUGUAAAACUAAUGAUUAAAUUUUAGAGGCUGGUAAAAGAUUAUAAUGA